AUGUCUGCUGACGACAGGAAAGAAGAGACGGCGCAGAACCCGACCGAGUUCUUCGAGUCCAUCGGUAACAAGGUUGCGGGCUUCUCGGCCACCACUAAUGACGCCACCCAGGAAGACGAAGAGUAUCGACCCGUCGAGGAGAUUGAAUCGCUUUGCAUGAACUGCGGCGAGAAUGGCGUCACCCGCCUCCUUCUCACAGCGAUCCCCUACUUUCGCGAAGUUGUCAUCAUGUCCUUCUCCUGCGAGCACUGCAACGUGCAAAACAACGAGAUCCAAGCUGCCGGCACCGUCCAGCCAAAAGGAACACAUUACGAGCUUCGUCUCACAAGCCUCGAAGACUUUUCGCGGCAAGUCGUCAAGUCCGACACCGCCACCGUCAAGUUCAUCGAAAUGGAUCUUGAGAUCCCCCCGGGCCGCGGCCAACUCACGAACGUCGAGGGUCUGCUUACCACCGUCAUGGAUGACCUCGAAAUGAACCAAGAAGCCCGAAAAGAACAAUCUCCCGAAGUUGCCGAAAAGAUUGCCGAGAUCAUCACCAAAGGACGUUCCAUGCUCGCUGGUGACGCAUUUCCCUUCCGCUUCUAUGUCGAUGACCCGGCCGGCAAUUCCUUCAUCGCACCCGACCUCAAAGACGGCGUAGGAAAAUGGGAGAAGCGCGAGUUUGUCCGCACCCCGGAACAAAACGCCCUCCUCGGUCUCGGCGACACCACCGAAGCACCUGCCGACUUCACCAACCCGGGCCUCACGGCAGACGGUGAAAUCAUCCCCAACGAAGUAUACAGCUUCCCAGCCAGCUGUCCUGGCUGCAUGCACUCCUGCACAACGCAUAUGAAAAUGGUCGACAUCCCGCAUUUCAAACAAGUCGUCCUCAUGUCCACCGUCUGUGACCACUGCGGCUACCGCUCCAACGAUGUCAAAACCGGCGGCGAAAUCCCCGAGCUCGGCGAGAAAAUCACACUCACCGUACAAGAUGCCACCGACCUUGCCCGUGAUAUCCUCAAAUCCGAAACGUGCGGCCUCGAGUGUCCCGAGCUGCAGCUCCAAGUCAACCCUGGCACGCUGGGCGGGCGCUUCACCACAGUAGAAGGCCUCCUCACACAAGUCCGCAACGACCUGCACAGCCAAAUCUUCGAAGUCAACGGCCCGGGGCAAGGUGGCGACUCGCUGAGCUCCUCUGAAAAGACGCAGUGGGAUGCCUUCUUCGCGGGACUGGAUGCCGCCAUCAAGGGCGAAAAGGAAUUCACUGUCAUCCUGACGGAUCCGUUUGCGAGCAGUUUUGUGCAACCACUUGUCGAUCCACCUGCUCCUGAUCCCAAGAUUAAAAGGGAGAAUUAUCAGCGGACUGAAGAGGAGGAGGAGGAGUUGGGGCUAAAAGAUAUGAAGGUUGAGGGAUACGAGGAGCCUGAAAAUACCGGCGGCCAAGAUGAGUAA
This is a messenger RNA of Metarhizium brunneum ARSEF 3297, 1431 nucleotides long. RefSeq names its product Zinc finger protein ZPR1 (gene ZPR1). The record is from RefSeq and is a predicted model, not a curated record. Gene Ontology annotation, cellular component: nucleus; cytoplasm. Gene Ontology annotation, molecular function: zinc ion binding. NCBI's taxonomy places the organism in Eukaryota, Fungi, Ascomycota, Sordariomycetes, Hypocreales, Clavicipitaceae.